AGGGGCUGCAGCUUUUUUCCGUUGUCCUUUUUAGAAUGAAGACCAUUCUCAGCAACCAGACCGUUGACAUCCCCGAGCAAGUCAGUGUUUCACUGAAGGGCCGGACAGUCAUUGUAAAGGGCCCCAGAGGAACCUUGCGGAGGGAUUUUAACCACAUCAAUGUGGAGCUGUCACUCCUGGGAAAGAAACACAAGAAGCUACGUGUUGACAAGUGGUGGGGUAACAGAAAGGAACUGGCAACAGUUCGCACAAUUUGCAGCCAUGUACAGAACAUGAUAAAGGGAGUUACACUGGGCUUUCGUUACAAGAUGAGGUCAGUGUACGCUCACUUCCCAAUCAACGUAGUUAUACAGGAUAAUGGCUCACUUGUGGAAAUCCGAAACUUCUUGGGAGAGAAGUACAUUCGCAGGGUGCGUAUGAGGCCAGGCGUUUCCUGUGCAGUAUCUCAAGCCCAGAAAGAUGAGCUGAUCCUUGAAGGGAAUGACAUUGAAUUGGUCUCCAACUCAGCUGCCUUGAUCCAGCAAGCCACUACGGUCAAGAACAAGGAUAUCAGGAAAUUCUUGGAUGGUAUCUAUGUCUCUGAGAAAGGAACAGUACAGCAGGCAGAUGAGUAAAACUCUAAUAGUUGUCUGGAUCCUGAAA
Molecule: messenger RNA, 642 nt
Organism: Phaethon lepturus (White-tailed tropicbird)
Lineage: Eukaryota; Metazoa; Chordata; Aves; Phaethontiformes; Phaethontidae
Gene: RPL9
Product: ribosomal protein L9
Exons: 7
Coding region: 36-614 (192 amino acids)
Biological process (GO): cytoplasmic translation
Cellular component (GO): ribosome; cytosolic large ribosomal subunit
Molecular function (GO): structural constituent of ribosome; rRNA binding
Source: RefSeq, a predicted model, not a curated record